AUGUUAAUUUAUAUCUACAGAGAAGCAGCCUGCACUAAUCCCGGUUUCCCCAAAAGGCAUCAGUACUAUUUUGUGAUGAUAGAUGCAGAAGGGAGAAAGGCCGGCAAAAGAGAAGAUAAAAUGUCAAAAGACGGUGGCUGCCACCACCUCCUGUAUCAGAAUCAAGUUGUCAUUUGGUUGAUGCUAUUAGUGGUUGCUGCCGAUCUAUCCCUCGUCCUAUAUCGCUCAGCUUUCAGUAACAAUCCUUCAUCCCAGCACUUCACUUUUGGACAAGAAAAUGAUUCCUCCUCCUCAAGUCAAGAUGGUGAUUCCAAAGUAGAAGGAGACUUAUCCUUCCAGAAGUCAACCAGCCAUGAAGGUGAUACAUCUGCUCCAUCUUUAAGCUCUAGUGCUCAGUCAAGCAAUGGAAAUCGAUCUUCUCCAACUGAGUCUGUGCAAGGGAACUUAUCUCCCCAGGUUAAACAAGAAAAUGAAGAAACCAAGUUGGAGAGAGUAUUAUCUAAGGCAGCCUCGGCAGACAAAACUAUCAUUUUUACAACAAUAAAUGAAGCAUGGAUAACUCCAGGUUCAUUGUUUGAUCUCUUUCUUGAGGGAUUUAAUAUUGGCAAUCAAACACAAUAUCUUCUGAAUCAUUUGGUAAUUGUGGCCAUGGACCAAAAGGCAUACUCUCGUUGCUUGGAGGUGCACCAACAUUGUUAUGCACUUAUUACAGAAGGGGUAGACUUUUCUGGUAGGGCAAAUUAUAUGAGCCCACAAUACAUGAAGAUGAUGUGGAGAAGACUUGAUUUCAUGCGUACCAUUCUUGAGCUAGGAUACAGUUUCAUUUUCACGGACACUGAUAUAAUUUGGUUUAGAGAUCCAUUUCCACAUUUUUAUGAGGAUGCAGAUUUUCAAAUUGCUAGCGAUCAAUAUGAAUUCACCUCUACUGAUCUGCGUAACCGACCAAACGCAGGUUUCAUGUAUGUGAGGUCAAAUAGCAUAACUCUCCAGUUUUACAAGUUUUGGUGCGGGUCCAAGAAAACUUAUCCUGGUAAGAAUGAGCAAGAUGUGCUUAAUAUUAUCAAAUUUGAUCCAUUCAUCAAGAGGAUUGGAUUAAAGAUCAGAUUCUUGAAUACAGCUUACUUUAGUGGAUUUUGUCAGCCAAGUAAGGAUCUGAAUGUACUUUGCACAAUGCAUGCAAAUUGUUGUGUUGAUGUACAUAAAAAAAUUCGUGACCUUCAGUUGGUGAUUGAUGACUGGAAAAAGUACAUGGCAUUGCCAAGCAACAGAAAGAAACGAUACUCUUGGACACAGAGAAAAUAUUGUGUAUAAAUUGUAUUUUUGUUGCGGUAACUUUCCAUUUGUAAUUUGGAAACAGAUAGUGAAAAUUAUUCUAUCAAAAGUUUUCCGUAGUUAUUUUCAUUUU
Molecule: messenger RNA, 1405 nt
Organism: Coffea eugenioides
Lineage: Eukaryota; Viridiplantae; Streptophyta; Magnoliopsida; Gentianales; Rubiaceae
Exons: 4
Coding region: 1-1311 (436 amino acids)
Source: RefSeq, a predicted model, not a curated record